AUGGCCAAAGACAACUCCACUGUUCGUUGCUUCCAGGGCGUGCUUAUUUUUGGAAACGUGAUCAUUGGUAUGUGCGGCAUCGCCCUGACAGCAGAGUGCAUCUUCUUUGUAUCUGACCAACACAGCCUCUACCCGCUGCUUGAAGCCACUGACAGCGAUGACAUCUAUGGGGCUGCCUGGAUCGGCAUGUUUGUGGGCAUCUGCCUCUUCUGCCUGUCCGUUCUGGGCAUUGUAGGCAUCAUGAAGUCCAAUAGGAAAAUUCUUCUGGCGUACUUCAUUCUGAUGCUCAUAGUAUACGCGUUUGAGGUGGCAUCUUGUAUCACUGCUCGUCAAGAGAAAGAUAAGUUCACAGCCAACCUCUUCCUGAAGCAGAUGUUGGAGAGGUACCAAAACAACAGCCCUCCGAACAAUGAUGACAGGUGGAAAAACAAUGGAGUCACCAAAACCUGGGACAGGCUCAUGCUUCAGGACAAUUGCUGUGGUGUAAAUGGUCCGUCAGACUGGCAAAAAUAUACAUCUGCCUUCCGGGCUGAGAAUAGUGAUGCCGACUAUCCCUGGCCUCGUCAGUGCUGCGUUAUGAACAAUCUUAAAGAACCGCUCAACGUGGAGGCCUGCAAACUAGGAGUGCCCGGUUAUUAUCACAGUCAGGGCUGCUAUGAACUGAUUUCUGGACCAAUGGACCGACAUGCCUGGGGCGUUGCCUGGUUUGGAUUUGCCAUUCUCUGCUGGACCUUUUGGGUUCUCCUGGGUGCCAUGUUCUACUGGAGCAGAAUUGAAUAUUGA
Trichechus manatus latirostris (Florida manatee) is the source of this 783-nucleotide messenger RNA. It is a transcript of the gene UPK1B, whose product is annotated as uroplakin 1B. The coding region runs from base 1 to 783 and encodes 260 amino acids. The transcript is spliced from 8 exons. NCBI's taxonomy places the organism in Eukaryota, Metazoa, Chordata, Mammalia, Sirenia, Trichechidae. The record is from RefSeq and is a predicted model, not a curated record. Gene Ontology annotation, cellular component: membrane.